UCGGGCUUGGACCUGUAGGUCGGGUGGGCGCAUCUGAAGCCUUGAGGGGCAACAGAACCCAGGCUCCUGUUUGGACCCGGUGACUCCGGGUUCCCAAAUCCACGGACCCUGGAGGCCUUUCCCAUCUUCUCAGCCCAAUGUGUGGGAACUCAAAAGAGAAAUCUCCAGAGUGAGUGAGCCUGCACACGCCCGGAGCCAGCAGAGCCAGGCCAGGAUGGAGAGGAGACGGGUCACCUCAGCCACUCGUCGUUCCUACAUCUCCUCUGAGAUGGUGGUGGGGGGCCCGGCUGGCCGCCGCCUGGGGCCCGCCACCCGCCUCUCCCUGGCCCGAACGCCACCUCCACUCCCGGCCCGGGUAGACUUCUCCCUGGCUGGGGCACUCAAUGCCGGCUUCAAGGAGACGUGGGCCAGCGAGCGGGCGGAGAUGAUGGAGCUCAAUGACCGCUUUGCCAGCUACAUCGAGAAGGUGCGCUUCCUGGAGCAGCAGAACAAGGUGCUGGCGGCUGAGCUGAACCAGCUGCGGGCCAAGGAGCCCACCAAGCUGGCUGACGUCUACCAGGCUGAGCUGCGGGAGCUGCGGCUGCGGCUCGAUCAACUCACAGCCACCAAUGCCCGGCUGGAGGUGGAGAGGGACAACCUGGCGCUGGACCUGGGAGUGCUGAAGCAGAAGCUCCAGGAAGAAACCAACCUGAGGCUGGAGGCUGAGAACAAUCUGGCCGCCUACCGACAGGAGGCGGAUGAAGCCACUCUGGCACGUCUGGAUCUGGAGCGGAAGGCUGAGUCCCUGGGGGAAGAGAUCCAGUUCUUGAGGAAGGUUCACGAGGAGGAGAUGCAGGAGCUCCAGGAGCAGCUGACUCGGCAGCAGGUCCAUGUGGAGCUGGAUGUGGCCAAGCCAGACCUCACAGCGGCCCUGAGAGAGAUCCGCAUGCAGUAUGAGGCAGUGGCCUCCAGCAACAUGCAUGAGACAGAGGAGUGGUACCGAUCUAAGUUUGCAGACCUGACUGACGCUGCUGCCCGUAAUGCCGACCUGCUCCGCCAGGCCAAGCACGAGGCCAACGACUACAGGCGCCAGCUGCAGGCCUUGACCUGUGACCUCGAGUCCCUGCGUGGCACAAACGAGUCCUUGGAAAGGCAGAUGCGCGAGCAGGAGGAGCGACAUGCUCGGGAAGUUGCGAGUUACCAGGAGGCGCUGACACGGCUGGAGGAGGAGGGGCAGACCCUCAAGGACGACAUGGCCCGCCACCUGCAGGAGUACCAGGACCUACUCAACGUCAAGCUGGCCCUGGACAUGGAGAUCGCCACCUACAGGAAACUGCUGGAGGGCGAGGAGAACCGCAUCACCAUUCCUGUGCAGACCUUCUCCAAUCUGCAGAUCCGAGGGGGCAAAAGCACCAAAGAAGGGGAAGGUCACAAGGUCACAAGACAUCUCAAAAGCUUCACAAUACAAGUUAUACCAAUACAGGCUCACCAGAUUGUAAAUGGAGCCCCUCCGGCUCUGGCUCUCUCGGAAACCAGCCUGGACACCAAGACCAUGUCAGAAGGCCACCUUAAGAGGAACAUCGUGGUGAAGACCGUGGAGAUGCGGGAUGGAGAGGUCAUUAAGGAGUCCAAGCAGGAGCACAAGGACAUGAUGUGAGGGGGGCCCACCUAGUGGCCCCUGCCCCACAGCUGGAGGGCCCUGCAGCAGGAGCUAGGAUAGUUGUUCCUCUCUGAUAGCUAAUCCCUGCAUCCCCUCCCCUUGCCUGCUCUCCUGCUCCAUCUCUGUGCCAGCUCUGUUCCGGGUUCCAUCAUCAGGCCUGUCAGACAGUAUCCACACUGCACCCGGAAACUCCAACUAGUAGGACACUCUCCCCAAAGGGAUGGUCUGGAGGUGCGUGGCCAGCAGCUUGGGUUAGAAUUGGGAGUGGGGAGAGAAGUUGGAGAGGCAAGGGGAUCUAAUAAACCACCCUCUUGUGCCCUAAUCCCUGUUGUCAUGGCAACUGUUGCCAGAGUUGGGGGUCUCUGGGGGCAUCUGGAGAAACUGCGCCUUGGAGCUUCCUCAGGCUGCUGGAGGAAAACUGAGAUUCUGAGACAGGAAGGGGAAAGCAGUGUAGCCCUGGCCAGAGGCUGGCUCUGGACUGCCCUGCCCAGAGAGUGGGUGGGUGGGGGUACUCUGCCAGCUAGUCACCAGACGGAGCUCCUGGCCUGCUCAGAUCCCUGAAGAGCCUCCUGCGUGAUAAUUCGUGCAUCUCAGCCUCACAGAGCUGCCAUGUGGCAUGCUGUGGGCAUGUUGUGGGCAUGCGGUGGGCAUGUGGGAGCUUGAUGCUCAGCACUUAG
Talpa occidentalis (Iberian mole) is the source of this 2316-nucleotide messenger RNA. RefSeq names its product glial fibrillary acidic protein (gene GFAP). The transcript is spliced from 11 exons. The record is from RefSeq and is a predicted model, not a curated record. Gene Ontology annotation, molecular function: structural constituent of cytoskeleton. Bases 215 to 1636 code for a protein of 473 amino acids. Gene Ontology annotation, biological process: intermediate filament organization; regulation of chaperone-mediated autophagy. Gene Ontology annotation, cellular component: cytoplasm; cell projection; intermediate filament. Lineage: Eukaryota; Metazoa; Chordata; Mammalia; Eulipotyphla; Talpidae.